Messenger RNA from Penaeus monodon (black tiger shrimp), 1341 nucleotides. RefSeq lists its product as uncharacterized. The transcript has 3 exons. The coding region runs from base 1 to 1341 and encodes 446 amino acids. The record is from RefSeq and is a predicted model, not a curated record. NCBI's taxonomy places the organism in Eukaryota, Metazoa, Arthropoda, Malacostraca, Decapoda, Penaeidae.
AUGUUUUGGGAGUUUCAGAACUUAGAUGGACUGGCAUUGGAGAAACGAGCACAGAAGAUGGACACAAGUUGUGAUAUACGCACCAACAUCAGACAGCGAGGACGAAGAGAUGAACGGUUCUACCAAGAUCUAGAACAAACCAUCAAAGAGAAAGCAAAGAAAGAUAUUCUUGUAAUACAUGGGGAUUGGAAUGCUAAGAUCGGAUAUAAGGAAAGCACUGGAUGGGAAGGAACUAUUGGAGAUUUUGGAGUAGGAACAAGAAAUGAAAGAGACUCAAAACGAGAACUUUCAAAAAAACCGGAUAUUGGUAGUGAUCACGACCCAGUUAUGAUGACAUUCAGAAUGCGACUCUCUAAAGAGAAGAAGGUUUCGCAGAGACGCACAAAGUUUGACUUGGAAAAGCUGAAAGACAGGGAAGUAGCAGAAAAGUAUAGAAGUGAACUGGCGGGGAGAUUUGCACCACUCUUGCUGCUCACAAAUGAAGAACCACAGCAGCUCUGUGACCAGUUCACUGAUAUAACUUUCAACACAGCAAAUGAGAUUUUAGGAAAAGCCAAACCAAUUAAAAGACCAUGGAUAACACCAGAAAUCCUACAAAAGUGUGAAGAAAGAAGAGAAGUGAAGAAAAAUAGAUUUACCAACAAUGAAAGUCUGGGCCAGUAUAGAAAGGCAAACAAGGAGGUAAAAAGAGCUAUCAUCAAAACAAAAGAUAAUUGGGUUGAAAAACAAGCUGAGGAUAUUGAACAAAGCUUAGCAGUAAACAAUUCUAGAAAAGCCUACAGUGUAAUCAAGAGCUUAACAAAGGAGAAAACAGGAAGAACAAAUGUAAUAGAAGAUAAAACCGGUCAGCUGUUAACAAAUAACACCGAAGUGACAGCUAGAUGGAAAGAAUACUGCCGCGAGUUGUACCAACAUCAAGCAGACGUUGAUAGAACAGUAUUAGCAGAGGCUACAUCAGAGGGAGAACCAGAACCAGUCAUCUUAGAAUCGGAAGUAAGGGCAGCGAUUAUAAAGUUGAAACUGAAUAAAGCACCUGGAUAUGACAACCUUACAGCAGAAUUAAUUAAGUGCGGUGGAGAUCCCAUUAUCAAAACCUUACAUCUGUGCAACCGAAUACUCCAAACUGGUAAAUGGCCUACACAAUGGACCCAGUCCAUUCUCAUUCCUAUCCCAAAAAAGGAAAUGAGUAAAAAAUGUAGUGAACAUCGCACAAUCAGUCUUAUAAGUCAUCCUAGCAAAGUCUUACUCACCAUCAUCCUAAAUAGAAUAAAACCGGGAAUUGAAGAAAUUCUAGAUAAUUCACAAACUGGCUUCAGAAAAGAUCGAAGCACAGUGGAAUAA